AUGAACGUAGCAGUUGUUGGGGCCAGCGGGAGCAUCGGAAUCCAUGCCGUCCCCGCCCUUCUGGCUGCCGAUUUUGUUGUGACUAUCGUCACGCACUCUAGCGAGGGAAAGCGUUUCCCACCGCAGGACGCCGUGCUCUGCCUUCUCGGCCACGCUGUCCUGGAUAGACAGGUCGAUGUCAUACAUGCCGCUGAGAAGGCUGGCGUGAAGAGGGUCAUCCCUAGCGACUUCGGUGUUCCGAAAGGGCCUAAUGAUGUUCCCGAGUACCGCGCCAUUCUGGGGAAGAAGGCGCAGGCUUUGAACCUUUUGAAGGAGAAGGCAGAGAAGAAUGACAACUUCACCUGGACAUCGUUCUUCAAUGGUCCUUUGCUUGAUAGGUCACUGGCGCUGUUCCCAGACUUUGGUUUUGAUCUAAAGCAACACUCGGCGACCAUCUACGACUCAGGCAAUGAACCCUUCACUGCGAUGAGCAUCGCCAAAAUCGGAAAGCCCAUCGCAGCUGUCUUCAAGCAUCCCGAGGAGACGAAGAACCGACACGUUAGCAUCGCUGCUCUGACUACGUCCCAGAGAAAGAUCCUUGCCGAGCUUGAGAAACAGACAAACACGAAAUGGGAGACCGCGACGGUCAGCACGGACGAGGCCAGACGAGAGGGGCGGAUCAAGCUGCAGGAUGGCGACUACAAGGGGGCAUAUGUUGCGUUCCUUGUCGCCCAGCUUUACCAGGAUGGAGCCGGGAGGUCUGUCUUGGACGGGGUGGAUAACGAUCUGCUGGGGGUCGAGCAGGAGAGUUUAAAGGACAUCGUCAAGGGUGCACUUACCUGGGCCUGA
Messenger RNA from Colletotrichum siamense, 828 nucleotides. RefSeq lists its product as uncharacterized. The transcript has 4 exons. Bases 1 to 828 code for a protein of 275 amino acids. The record is from RefSeq and is a predicted model, not a curated record. Lineage: Eukaryota; Fungi; Ascomycota; Sordariomycetes; Glomerellales; Glomerellaceae.